Molecule: messenger RNA, 2255 nt
Organism: Elaeis guineensis (African oil palm)
Lineage: Eukaryota; Viridiplantae; Streptophyta; Magnoliopsida; Arecales; Arecaceae
Source: RefSeq, a predicted model, not a curated record
GAUAAAUUAUUUAUUUUUUUGAAUAUUAUUUUAAAAUAUUUAUUCAGAAAGUAUAAUUUUUUAGAUAAAUUUUUUUAUCCAUAAAAGAAUGAUUCCUUAAGGUUUUCACUGCACGUUGGACGACGUGGCAAAGAGGGCAGCUCUCUCCGGACGAUUUUGUCCACCGCUGCCAGCUGCACACUUGGUGGGCCCUGCAUGCCGGCGGGGAUUUGGAGGGGGAAGUCCUGGCUCUAUUUUCGCUUGGACACGGAAGGCAGGAACCCGUCCCUCCGCCCGUCACCAUAAUUAUUUGUCCGAAAUGUUCAAAAUCUCCCGCUUGUUUUUACCUCCUCUUCUUUCCAUCUAUUAGUCGCCCUGCGUCCAUCACCCGUCCCUUCAUCCUCUCUGCUUCCUUCCCCUCAUCCGCUUCUCCUUCACUGGCUGCCGUGAUGGCGAAGCAGCACAAAGCCAAGAAGCCAGAGAAUCUGGGAAGGGGGAGGGUCACCCCGGUCCAGAUCGCCUUCAUCGUGGACCGCUACCUCGCCGACAACAGCUACUCCAACACUCUCUCCACCUUCCGAGCCGAAGCCACUGAUCUAUUCUCGAAAACCAGGGGCAAAGAGGUCCCGAAAGGGUUGUUGGGGUUGGGGGAGAUAUUGGACGAGUAUAUAAGCUUGAAGGAGCAGAGGGUGAUGGUGGAUCAGGAGAAAGGGAGGGUCGAGAUGGUGUUGCAGGGAAUACAAGACGUGAUAAGGGCCUACCAUGCUGCUGGAAAUCCUGAUCUUCCGCCUUCACCCCCUCUCCUUCCUCCUCAGUUCGUGGCAACACCAAUGGCACAGGUUCUUCCAGCCCCGUACGCUACUAAUGGGUCUUCUCCAGGCCAUGCUGUAAUCAGAACCCCUGUUGUGAAUAAUGCACAACAACCCAUUGUGCUUCCACAUAGAGCAACAGAACUUAACAAUAGUAUAACUCUGAUACCUAACUCUUCAUCUGCUAACAAGAGGAAAGCUUCAAAAUCUGCUUCGAAGGUUUCUUCAGCUCCAAGGAAGCCAUGUACUGAAUCACCCACCAAGUCAUUCAUAUCAGAAGGUAAUGUGCUGACCUCAGAUGCAACAUGCACUGACAGCAGUCAUGAAACACAAAAAUCAUCUGUUCAGUCAACAUCCAAACAUCUGAUGGUUAAAUCUCCAGUUCAAGGAUGUUCUAUUGCAAAGACCUUAUUCGAUCAAUCAUCUGAUUCUCAAACCAAUUCUUCUCCUAAAACUCCUCCACAAGCACUUCCUGCUCAAGCUGACACAUUAGCCAUGCCUCCAGGAAAUCCAUCCUUUCAAAAGACUGAUGCUACCACCUCCCAGCAAAUAGCUUCAUCCAAUUGCUCCUUGGUUGCUUCUGAAACUAUCAUAGUCAGCCCUGUCAAAGGUACAGCUUAUUAUAAUGUUGAGAGGAGCUACCAUAUUUCUGCUCCCUACAAAUCUAGUCCAGAGAAGAUGAGCAAAAGAGAGCAUGUAAAAGGGAAGCUGGAUUUUGGUGAGCCUGAUGUAAAUGUACGAAUGAGUUCAGAAAAACCAAUUGUCUGUGACAGUUCUACUUCUUCAACUGCAGCAGAGGCAGCAGGAAGCUUUGACUUCGAUCUUCCAGAUUUUGAUAUGUUAGAUCAUGAUUUCUCCUUCUCCGACUUUCUAGCUGAUAUUGAUAUUGACUUUGAAGGAAUUCCAUCUUGCCAGUCAGCCUCUGCCCUUGCAGAUUCAGUUACAGGGCCAGAGAACCAUGUAAGCAGUGGAUGCUCCAAAAGAAAUCGAACAGUACCUGAUUCUAGUCUGACAACCUUAAGUGGUGCUCUUUCAGAGAAAGAAAUGAAUAUUCAAGGUCCUGAUACUGUAACCUCAUUAAGAUCGAUAACAAAGCGCAUCAGAAUUGUAAGUCCUGUUAAAACCAGGUGAAAUUGUUUGUUGGAACAAAACCGCUCAUCAGCAAAAGCUUAACUAGUCUUUAGCUGACAUUGUAGCUGACUUGAAUGUUUUAAAAGUUUAGUGAAGAGAUGGUACUUCAUUUUUGUAUUCCAUUUAUUUUGCCAUUGUGGCAUUGAUUUAGCCUUGUGUACGCAUAGCCUGUCACUUUCAUCCCUUCUGUUUUAAGCCCAUGUCUAGGCUUAUUGUGCCUUUUUAAAGGCUUUUAAAAUUGGUCAACCAGAUUCAUUUUUUUUAAGAUCUAUGAAUGUACACAUUGCUCACUUUGAGAUUAGUUUGCAAUUGAUGAAAAUCAUUAUUGGUUACCCA